Molecule: messenger RNA, 4998 nt
Organism: Phyllostomus hastatus (greater spear-nosed bat)
Lineage: Eukaryota; Metazoa; Chordata; Mammalia; Chiroptera; Phyllostomidae
Gene: COBLL1
Product: cordon-bleu WH2 repeat protein like 1
Exons: 16
Coding region: 255-3815 (1186 amino acids)
Molecular function (GO): actin monomer binding
Source: RefSeq, a predicted model, not a curated record
CGCCCGGCACCCCGCCCGCGGAGCUGGGGGAGGCGCGGCCUCGGCCCGGCCCGCUCUGGGCUGAGCCUCCGCGAGGCCGCCGCUUUCUCCUCCCUUCAAGUCCUGGCUUGAGAGCCGAACUGCGAGCGCUCGGGCCGGGGGAGGGAAGAGUGGGGCAGAAAGCCGCGAGAGAGAACAGGCGAGCCUCUGUCUCCUCAAAAGAAACAGUGACGCGCCGCCUGGGAGCUGGAGCCCGCGCAGCGAUCCACCGGGUGAUGGACGGCCGAGCCCCGAGCAUGCAGGACGCCCAGGAGAUGCAGACACCCUCCGCCGCCCCAGCUGGAAGAAAACUGAAAGCCAAGGCACCACUUCCUCCAGCUGAGACCAAAAACCCUGAUGCCUCUUCAGUGGAUGAUUCUGUAGAAUCCACUGCUCUCACCAUGGAACAGAAAGAAAGCAUGAUAGAUAAAGACAUCGAGCUCUCAGUAGUUCUACCUGGGGAUAUUAUCAAAUCUACAACUGUUCAUGGAAGUAAACCUAUGAUGGACUUGCUGAUAUUCCUCUGUGCCCAGUAUCACUUGAACCCAUCAAGUUACACGAUCGAUCUGCUGUCAGCUGAAAAGAACCCCAUCAAAUUUAAGCCAAACACACCAAUAGGAAUGUUGGAGGUGGAGAAAGUAAUUUUAAAGCCAAAAGUUUUGGAUAAGAAAAAACCUACACCUAUAAUACCAGAGAAAACUGUGAGAGUAGUGAUCAAUUUUAAGAAAACGCAGAAGACAAUAGUGAGAGUUAACCCACAUGCAUCACUUCAAGAACUUGCUCCCAUUAUAUGCAGCAAAUGUGAGUUUGAUCCAGCACAUACACUGUUGUUGAAGGAUUAUCAGUCUCAGGAGCCCCUCGACUUGACAAAGUCUCUUAAUGACCUGGGACUCAGAGAAUUAUAUGCCAUGGAUGUCAGCAGAGCCACUUCUGUUACUGCCUUCCGUAAAUCAUCUGUACAAGAGUCCUGCCAGAUAUCACAAAAUUUAGACAUUAUGAAGGAGAAAGAAAACAAAGGGUUUUUCGGCUUUUUUCAACGCAGUAAGAAAAAGCGAGAUCAAACUGCCAGUGCCCCAGCAACACCUCUAGUGAGUACUAACCGCCCGACUUUUACAAGGUCCAAUACCAUUUCCAAAACAUACAUUUCAAACACCCUGCCAUCGGAUGCGCCUAAGAAGAGGCGGGCUCCAUUGCCUCCAAUGCCAGCAUCUCAGAGUGUCCCUCAGAACCUCGCUCAUGUCCAGGAGAGGCCAGCUUCUUGUGUAGUGAAAUCUGCGAGUGUGGAUGAAACAGAUAAGAGUUCCUGCGGAUCAGACAUAGUGAGAACAGGCUCUCUGAAGUUCAGUAACACACCCAUUGGGAAUUCAUCCUUGAAAAGGACAAAGCGAAAGGCACCUUCUCCACCCUCCAAAAUACCUCUGCAUCAGAGUGAUGAAAAUAGUCAUGUGACUGCCCUGCAGGCCGUCCACACAGACAGCGUUUCAGAGGCAAGCUCUCCAGAGGGGCUGUCCAGCCCAGAAGCUUCAUUUGGCCCCGUGCUUCCUGGCCACGAAGAGUGCACUGUUCCCACACUGGCAGAUGAAGUUGGUCUCUUGGAGCGCUCUGGAACACCCGAGGCGGCCGUAGCAUCUCUGACAUCUGGAGUAAGCUCUGAUUAUAGUCUUGAAGAGAUAGAUGAAAAAGAAGAACUGAGUGAAGUGCCUAAAAAUGAGGUUGAAAAUAAUUCUGGGAAGUCACAGGAUAUUCCUUUUGGAUCUAUGGAUAUAAUAAAUACACCGAGAAAUGAUCCUGACUCGGCCCUUGGCAAUGAUACUGGAGAGUCCUCACAAAACUCCAAAGAAGAAAAACAAGAAACUAGAAACACAGAUGGACAAGGACCACUCUUGAUGAGGUAUGAAGCAAGCAAUGAAGAGAUGGUAGUUGACAGUGUAAGAACCUUGAAGUUGUUAGGACCAGACCAAGAGAAUGUAGAUCAAAAUGAAAUAAUUGUCACUUCAAUGAACACAAAAGAUAAUAAGAAAAAUGAAGGGCGGAGAACAGAAAUCAAUGUAGGUGGUGUUGCCAAAAAUAACAAUGUGGACAUGGGAGUUGACAGACUAUCAAACUAUCAGGCACAUCAAACUGAGCCUGCUGGGAGUUACAAGGAAAAUAAUCUAGCUGCUUCAUCAGCACCAGGCCAAAAACUGAAUCAACCUGGGGCAGAAAAGACAAAAAUGCAAGAUGCCUCAAUUCAGACGACUCCUUCCUGUAACAGUUUUGAUGGGAACCACCAUUACCAUUUGUCUGACUUCAAAGCUGAUGAAAGUGUGCAGACUGCAGGUAACAACAAAUCAACUCAACAUUCCUCUUUAAGUCCACAGGGCUCUGUAGGUACCUCUAGAGAAUUCAAGAAUCAGGGCCCCCUAACUAUGUAUACAGAAGAUCAGCUCACAAUAAAAGAUUCCAUUUAUCCACAUAGUAACGAUGCUCUUUUGCCUCCUGUAGAUGGGAUUAAUAAAAAUUCAACUGCUUCUUAUAUAAAGAAUUACCCACUUUAUAGACAAGACUACAAUCCCAAGCCAAAACCUUCGAAUGAAAUUACAAGAGAUUAUAUACCCAAAGUUGGGAUGACGACUUAUAAAAUAGUGCCUCCCAAGUCCCUGGACAUAUUAAAAGACUGGGAAUCAGAAACCUUAAGGUAUGAAGAUGAUCAGGAUACACAUACUUUAGGAAGAAAGCACAUUCAAGAGAAUGUGAAAGAAACUGCCAUCCAAACAGAUGUUAUUUCCGAAAGCCCGAAGGAGCCGCAGAUAGACCUUAAACCCAAGCCUACGCUGAGAUCAGAGAAUCAGCUGCACAGUGUGGAGAGCCUGUCCCAGGGCACCAUGGCAAAUCCUCUGAAGCCUACUCCCAGGAUGACAAGAGACACUGGUACAGCUCCUUUUGUGCCGAAUUUGGAAGAUAUAAACAAUAUUUUGGAGUCAAAACUUAAAUCUCGUGUUUCAAAUACCCAGACCAAACCAAGUUCUUUUUUCUUGCAAAUGCAAAAAAGAGUUUCAGGUUACUAUGUGACAUCUGCAGCUGCCAAGAGUGUCCACAGUGCCCCUAAUCCUACUCCAAAGGAACCGAUAAAGAAAGAGGUAGAAAGGGAUACUGUGCACCGUCCAGAGCAAACUCUUUCUCCUUUCAGUAAAACAACGCACCCUCCUCCACAGCCCCAUGUUAAAAACACUGAUGAUGGCAUCAGCCGUCAGAAGCCCCCUCAACCUUCUCCUCCUCCUGUAGCUCCAAAACCUGUCUCUCUUCCCGCAAGUCAGUUAGCAGCACUAAAUCUGAAGACUCUGAAAACUUUUGGUGCCCCACGACCUUACUCCAGCUCUGCGCCUUCGCCGUUCGCCCUCGCUGUAGUGAAGCGGUCACAGUCCUUCAGCAAAGUGCGUACGGAAUCGCGCAGUGAGGGCAUGUCUGCCCCGUCUCCAAGUGACACAGAGGAAGGGAAGAUUCCUUCUGUAAAUAAAUUUGUUGAUGUCCCACAAUUAGGUGUCAGUAAUAAGGAAAAUAACUCUGCAUAUAAUGAACAGAAUUCCAAAAUACCAUCUCCAACUAACUGCCCAUCACUCACCCUUAAGAGGCAAAGUUCUUUAACUUUCCAAAGCUCUGACCCAGAAGAGAUCCGACAGAGUCUGCUGACUGCAAUCCGUUCUGGAGAGGCAGCUGCCAAAUUGAAAAGGGUGACUGUUCCAUCAAAUACAAUAUCCAUGAAUGGAAGGUCAAGACUCAGUCAUUCCAUGUCGCUUGAUGCCCAGGACAGCCGUUAAAUGUUGCCCUGCCACGCUAUGCUUCCCCUUCUGACUCAUAGAACAACUUCAUACUAUGAAGAAUGCUGGCAAAUGUAUAUUCAGAUGUACACUAAUAUAUUAUCUAUUAAAGUGUAAGAAGUUGUGCUGUGGCUUUUGAUGCCAAAAGAAGAUUUACUAGAGUUUAUAAUUUAUAAUAUUUUUGACCUUUUAUGCCUUAAAAGCUGAAUAUGCUACUUUAGAACUUUAAGACAGGUGUUAUGACUCAUUUUUUUUCAAAUGAGAAAUACUCUUUUUUUUGUUCCACUUACUGAUUGACACAUUCUCUGCAAUGUGAAUUAGACAAAAGGAUAAAUUAAGUCAUAGACAUAUUUGUGUGACACAUGAAUAACUAGGCAAACUUAGAUGUGACACUGGCUGCCUCAAUGUCACAGUUUAAUUACAAAUGUUUAUAAGUUAUAUGAUAGCCUGUUUUGUGCUGAAAGUGUGAUCUAGAAAACCAAUAUCAAAUAAGUAUAUUUAGUUCAACAGUUAAUUUCAGUGAUGAAUCAUUUAGUGUGCAGGUCUUAUCUUGUGCAUUUUUCUGUGUAAUUACAAAAUCAGUGUCAAAUUUAUGGGGAACACAUAUUUUAAUAUUUUAUUAGUAUGGAACACUUGUUUUUUUUUAAUCUUUAGAAAAAUUGCACAAGGUAAAUUUUAAAUAUUUUCUGUAUAUAAUUAUGGUAUUAUUGUCACAGAGAUAUUACACAUUUUAUGUGCCAGAAGCCUUAAAAAUCUUUCUGUGAAAAUGUUGAUACAUUGUGACAAUCAUUUCACACUUAAUAUCUAGAGAGGAAUAGGGGUUAGCUUAUGACCAUAUUGGAAAAUUUUAAAGACUACUUGGAGGUACCAGAAAUCUUGGUUUUAAUUAAAGGAAAAUGAUAACAUCGUUAUGUAGUUCAGAUGCUAAUAUUCUAAAUAAUAAUAUAUUUACAUUAAAGCUAAAACUGUUAAACAAAACAGUGCCUAUUUGUUGGUUUCUAAGUGUUCUGGAGUCUAGCUUGUUAAUAUUCUAUUCCUACUUUAAGAAUUUAGUUGCUCACUUGUUCUAAAAGCUUCAUCAAACAAGCCAAUGUUAAUUGUUUUCACUAAAGCUACUGAGAUAUUUGCCUCGUUGGAAAAUGUGUUGAUUUUUUUUUCCUGUUUAAUAAAAGCAAGUUAUAUA